Seriola aureovittata is the source of this 1687-nucleotide messenger RNA. RefSeq names its product cell division cycle associated 8 (gene cdca8). The record is from RefSeq and is a predicted model, not a curated record. Lineage: Eukaryota; Metazoa; Chordata; Actinopteri; Carangiformes; Carangidae. Gene Ontology annotation, cellular component: chromosome, centromeric region; spindle midzone; chromosome passenger complex. The transcript is spliced from 11 exons. The coding region runs from base 89 to 928 and encodes 279 amino acids. Gene Ontology annotation, biological process: mitotic sister chromatid segregation.
CUCCUCCCCGCGCGUAAAUUUGAAAACGACUUUGUGAAGAAGGGAGAGACGAGGAUCCGAGGGGAAAAAAAAAAAAACAUAAUCAGACAUGGCUCCCAGGAAAAGGACCACCAAACAACGGAAAAACAACCCUAAGUCGGCCAAGCUAGAAGCUUUCCUGGAGGAUUUCGACAGCGAAGUGAAAACCAGGGUUGGGCAACUGAAAGAGAAGAUCAAUCAGCUGCUGAAAGAUGUUGACAACAGCUACAACAUGGCACUAAUUAAGCUUCCCAAGGCUGUCAGGCUGAUGCCCUGGUUGGAGCAUUGCAAGUCUGAGAAACCAAAGUCACCAGCAGUGGAUGAUGCAAAGAGAGAAGAGGAAGCUGCUAUUGUUGAGAGCGUUGUGGCUGAGGAUCACACUGUCCUUCUAAAAUCAGUCAAGAAAACGUCAAAGAAAAAGGGUGGACCCAAAUCCAGUUCAGACGAUGAAAACACCCCAAGCACAACAAGAAAGGGGAAAACUACAAGAAAGCCCCCAACUACAUCUAAAAGGGCAAAGGCGCUGUCAGUCAGUAAGCAGAGCACCUCCAUCAGACGAUCGUCCAGGAAGCCUUUGGUGACGCCUGCCAGGAGCAUGCUGGAUUCUUCUUUGAUGAUGGGACCCACUCCCCUCAUCACCCCACGCUUUGACCCCAGGCUUCCAAAGACCCCUGCUGUGAGAGUUCCCCGCCACAAAGAGAGGGUCUAUAGCAUUUCAGUCAACGGGUCUCCCAUUGCAGCAGGAAAUGAGGACAUCGUCAUCAACGUCCCCAUCGGCAACGGGGAGAGCAUUCAGCUGUUGGCCAGUCAGAUGGACUCCGUGGACCUGUCACUACUGGAUGACACUGCCCUGAAGAGCAUUCGGUUGCUGAAGAAUCGCCUAACAACACUGUGUGGAAAAUCAGAGUGACCUAACCGUCUACUGCUCUGAGAAGAAAGGACAUCGUGUUUACCAAAUUAUAAGACUUUUUUUUUUUUUUUUCUAGAAAUUAGUUUAGGAAAAGUGGGGUUCAUCUUAUAUACUUAUAUUUAACAUCAGAUAUCCUUUUUGAAUGGAGAGAGUACAAGUGUAACUACUGGCUUUUACAGAAUGUCACAGGAUGGGUUGUCUGUAGACUUAAUGUUGCUUUUUUUCUGUUUUUAUAGUGUCCUUCAGAGUUGAUCAGCAUUUUGUUGGCCCAGUUUAACCUGCAGGAAUUUCUGAAAUCUGGUGCAACUUCUGGUGCUUUUCUGUCGCUCCCCCCGCACCCCCUUCACAAUAGCACCUGUAACCCCUCCUGAAAACAAGGGAAAAACCUUGUUAGGAAAAAUCCCUGAGGAAUUCUGCCUGUCUCAUUUUAGUACUGUUAAAGUCUUUUGUCCCUAUCGGCCAGUCAGACUUGUAACGUCAAGAUUUUAGUUGCUCUACCUUUGCAAGUCUUGUAAGGUUUUUUCAAACUGAAACAUUUCUUCUUCUACCAUGCAAAUACGAUUUACUGUACAUUCUUUGGUUCUUUUGUAAAUACACUCUAAUCAUACUUUUUUUAAAUGUUGCAUUUUGUUACCGUUGAACUCUGGUCCUCCAUGUUUCUAUAAAUCUGCUUGCAUUUGCAUUAUUAGUGCAAAUGCAUGCUUCUUGUACAUACUUGUAUCUUUAUGUCUGCAAAACUGAUAAAGGAUUUUGACUGCA